AUGUGUAGGAAACAAUUUUCCAUUAAAUGCUUUUUAUCUUUGUUUUACAGAAAUUUUUUACCCAAUAAUUUUAGAGUUUAUAGUUAUGAUGAUGCAGGAAUUAUGAAACCUCUUAAAGAACAGCUUCCGAAUUUUUGCUACUUCCAAGGAUAUAUUGAAGGUUAUCCAAAUUCUAUGGUGAUCCUUAGCACAUGUACUGGACUCAGGGGCUUACUGCAGUUUGGAAAUGUUACAUAUGGAAUCGAACCCCUAGAGUCUUCGAUUGGUUUUGAACACGUGAUUUAUCAAGUGAAAAAUAAGAAAAAAGGUAUUCCUUUAUAUGCUGAAAAGGAUAUUGAAUCAAGAGCUCUGCCCUAUAAAAUACAAACUGUAAAGUUGAAAGAGUUCUCUCACUACGUAGAGAUGCAUAUUAUAGUUGAAAAAAAGUUGUAUGAACAUAUGGGUUCUGAUACGGCUAUUGUCACUCAGAAAAUCUUCCAGCUGAUUGGAUUGACGAAUGCUAUUUUUUCUUCCUUUAAUCUUACAAUAAUUCUGUCUUCAAUGGAAUUUUGGAUAGAUGAAAACAAAAUUUCAACUGCUGGAGAUGCUAAUGCGUUAUUGUACAGAUUUCUAAGAUGGAAAAGAUCUUAUCUUGUUUUGCGUCCACACGAUAUGGCCUUUUUACUUGUUUACGGAGAAACAGUAAAUUACAUCGGUGCCACCGUUCAAGGGAAGAUGUGCGAUAAGAACUACGCAGGAGUUGUCGCUGUGCACCCCAAAGCUAUAAGUCUGGAGUCAUUUGCGACUAUUUUAGCUCAGUUACUGAGCCUCAGUAUGGGGAUUGCCUACGAUGACAUCGACACCUGCCAGUGCCCUGAAUCCAUCUGCAUAAUGAACCCAGAUGCAAUUCAUUCCAGUGGUCUGAAGAUCUUUAGUAACUGCAGCAUGGGUGACUUUGCACAGUUUAUUUCAAGUAAAAAGUCCCAAUGUCUUCAAAAUGAGCCACGCCUACAGUCAUCUUACCAGCAGGUGGAGUUGUGUGGUAACGGCAUUGUGGAAGGAAGAGAAGUCUGUGACUGUGGAAAGCCGGAGGAGUGUAAUGCUAUCCCUGCACAGUGCUGUGAAGGUAGCACCUGCACCCUGAAAGCUGGCUAUGACUGUGCUGACGGACCGUGCUGUGAAAAUUGUCAUUUUAAGGAAAAAGGACGUGAAUGUAGGGCCUCCACUGGGGAAUGUGAUGUCCCUGAGUACUGCAACGGCUCAUCCAAAUCAUGUCAAGAAGACUUCUUUAUCCAUGAUGGGCACCCGUGUGGAAAGAAUCAGUGGGUCUGUAUGGAUGGAGAGUGUAGAAGUGGGGAGCUACAAUGUGUGGACAUGUUUGGAGAAGCCUCAUACUUUGGCACUGAUGAAUGUUAUGAAGAACUGAAUUCUAAAAAAGAUGUAUCUGGAAACUGUGGCAUCACCAAAUCAGGAUACGUACAAUGUGCACCUAAUGAUUGGAAGUGUGGAAAAUUGAUAUGUACAUAUGAAAGUGACAGUUUAAUUACUAAAACAUCUGCCACUACUAUCUACGCCAACAUAAGUGGGAAAAUCUGCAUUUCCCUGGAAUACGACCAAAAUGACAGGGACAAGGAGAAGAUGUGGGUAAAAGAGGGCACUGUUUGUGACAAGAGAAAGGUUUGCAGGAAUAAGGCAUGUGUAGAAGAUACAUACUUGAAUUAUGACUGCACACCAGAAACUUGCAACAACCAUGGUGUAUGCAAUAACAAAAAGCACUGCCACUGCCAACCCACAUAUUUACCUCCAAAUUGUGCAACCACAGAUGAUAAAUGGCCUGGUGGGAGUAUUGACAGUGGCAAUCAACGAUCAGAUGCAGCCCCUAGUUCUGGUGAGUUAUUCAUAACAAAUGAAAAACAUAAUUGA
Castor canadensis (American beaver) is the source of this 1902-nucleotide messenger RNA. The record is from RefSeq and is a predicted model, not a curated record. Lineage: Eukaryota; Metazoa; Chordata; Mammalia; Rodentia; Castoridae.